Messenger RNA from Enterobius vermicularis (human pinworm), 822 nucleotides. The record is from the annotation of a GenBank genome assembly. NCBI's taxonomy places the organism in Eukaryota, Metazoa, Nematoda, Chromadorea, Rhabditida, Oxyuridae.
AUGGGCAGUUUUCUACAAAUACGAGAAUUAGCUAAUAUCGAGUUAGAAGUAAAACUAGUAACAGUUUGUUCAAGUAAAGUGGUUUCUAUGGGACGAGAUUGGCUCUUUACUGAAGAGCAGUUGAGUGAUACUCCUUCAAGACGAGAUGGGAUUGAUCGAAACGAAGAGGACAAAUUGCGCCGAGACGGUGUUAAACUCAUAGUGGAAAUUGGAACCGGAUUGAAACUGCAACCGCAUCCAACCUUGGCUACUGCGGCAGUUUAUUUACAUCGGUUUUACAUGUUUCAUUCUUUUAAAGAAUUCCCGAAGCAUUUGACCGCCUUAGGGUGUUUAUUCUUAGCUGGAAAAGUGGAAGAAACUCCAAAAAAGUGCAAAGACUUAGUUACCGUAGCUAAAGAAAAGUGUCCUGAACUUUACUCUUCAAAGAAUGCUGUAGAAGAAGUAAUGGGUAUCGAAAGGGUGUUGUUACAGACAAUUAAGUUCGAUUUGCAUGUGGAUCAUCCGUAUACGUAUUUGUUGCAAUAUCAAAAAGUAUUUAAAUUGGACAGAGAUAAGAAGCAGUCGGUUCUACAAAAUGCCUGGACUUUUGUUAAUGACUCAAUAUCUACUACUCUUUGUUUAAUGUGGGAGCCAGAAGUAGUGGCGAUUUCUUUAAUUUACAUGGCUCUCAAAAUGACAAAGUUGGACAAUUGUGAUUGGAUUGACCGGCGUCCAGGAGAGCAGUGGUGGGACCAGUUUGUGGCAAAUUUAACAUCUGAUAUGAUGGAAGAGGUUUGUCACAAAGUUCUUGACUACUACACAGCUACUAGAAGAGAAAGGUGA